AUGGCUGCGUCCUUCUUCUUCCUCCUUCCAACCAUUCCCUGCAAACCCCGAAAACUCACCAACUCUUACACCCCUAAGAUCACCUGCUCCUCCCUUGCAACUCACGCAAAGCAACACCUUCUCAACCUCAUCUCCGAUCAAGAACGAGGCGUAAAGACCCAGACCAACUCAACAAAGCGAGCCGCAAUCGUCAAAGCAAUCGACGCCUUAGCUUCUCUCGGAACUGACACCGUUACCACCGGGAGUUCGCUCUCCGCGACUUGGCGGCUGCUCUGGACCACGGAGAAAGAACAGCUUUUCAUUAUCGAGAAAGCCUACUUGUUUGGUACCCAAGCCGGAGACGUAUUGCAGGUAAUCGACGUCGAGAAGAAGGUCCUCAACAACGUCAUUACUUUUCCUCCUCAUGGAGUUUUCUUUGUUCGAUCCAAUAUUGAAAUCGGUGCUUCUUCUAAGCAGAGAGUGAAUUUUAGAUUCACGAGUGCGGUUUUGCGUGGAGAAAAUUGGGAGAUUCCGUUGCCCCCAUUUGGACAGGGCUGGUUUGACACUGUGUAUUUGGAUGAUGAGAUUCGUGUUGUCAAAGAUAUUAGGGGAGACUAUUUAGUUGUAGAUCGAGCUCCUUAUAAUUGGAAAGAAUGAAAAUGAUGCAGCUUUUUAUCAUCACAGCGUUCUUCACACACAUUUGGGAGUACUUGUUCUGAAACAGCUCCCAACUCUCCUUGUUAUUGAGCAAAUGAGAUUCAUGGAUGAAACCAUGUUGAUCCACAUGCAAAGCUACAUUGUUUUUCCGAGUAGUGAGUAAGAUCUUGCUAGAUGUGUCUCCUUAAGUAGGGAGUGCAUGUUUUAGAAGAUCCCAGGUUGUAGUGGUCCAUAUAUCAUCAAGGACCACCAAACAUUUCAACUCUUUCAGAAAGUCAUGAAGGUUCUUGGUUAAUUCAGCAUCAGUUAACUUUUUUAUGUGGGAGAAGUGAAACCCAAGCAUGACAAUCAAAGUGUUCCCUAACAUGAGGAUGCUGAUAGACCUUUCUUGCAAGAGUAGCCCUCCUCAAACCUCCCGUUCCUCGUAACGAAAUAACCUUUAUGUUUAUGAGAGUUCUCUUUUUCAGUCAAAAAGGCUACCAACUCUUCAAUGUCAUUGCCAAGUCCAACAACAUGGUUGUCUUCAACUUUUUCAGUCCAAGGGCUACCAACUCUUCAAUGAAGCUUCUUCAAUGUCAAUAUUCCUUAAAUUCAAAAAGUAGAAAAAUAAUUAUUAGUAUUUGGUAAUAAUUUUUGUGGGACGAUAUUUGUACUUAGGCACUUUAUUAUUUGGAACAAUAGGUAUAGUUAUAAAUUUUCAUUAUCAUUUAUAUUAAUUCAAUGUAUGCAUAAGUUUAAUCUAA
Molecule: messenger RNA, 1379 nt
Organism: Cannabis sativa
Lineage: Eukaryota; Viridiplantae; Streptophyta; Magnoliopsida; Rosales; Cannabaceae
Product: probable plastid-lipid-associated protein 11, chloroplastic
Exons: 2
Coding region: 1-636 (211 amino acids)
Source: RefSeq, a predicted model, not a curated record